UGUCUGUUGACUCAGUGAUGCUAUCUAACCAUCUCCUGCAUCAGUUAAUAUCCAUCACUGUACAUAGUUAAUUUUUUUCUUAUGAUGAGAACUUUUAAGAUCUACUCUCAGCAACUUUCAGACAUACAAUAUAGUAUUAUUUACAACAGUCACCAUACUAUACAUCCUCCAUGAUAUUUACAUUGUAACUGGAGGUUUGUACUUUUUGACUUUCCUCACCUAUUUUACUUACCCCCACCCCUGCCUCUGGGCAACCAAUGCAUGCAGUGUUUUACAUGUGCUGUAUUACUCUAUCUAAAAGUACACUCUCAAACUCUCCAUUAUGUUACUGUCUCAUUAGUGUUUUAUUGUCUACGUGACACUUGAUGUUACUUGAAAUAAUUUCUUUAAAUGUAAACUCUGCAAGAGCAGGGAUCUUGUCUGUUUCAUUGUUUGUAUCCCCUGAGCUUAGGAUAGAACUUGAUACCUAAGCAAAGCUCCAGAAUUUGUGUUGAACAAAUAAAUGAAUAAAAAUAAAUUCUGGCAGGGAACCCCUGGUGGUCCAGUGGUUAGGACUUGGUGUUUUCACUGCAGAGAGCCCAGGUUCAGCCCCUGGUCAGGGAACUAGGAACCCACAUGUCACAUGUGGUGACCAAAAAUAAAAACAAAAACAAACAUUUUGGCAUAUAUAAUGUCUGGCAUCUAUGGUGUCUGGUGCAUGUAACAGUAGGUUACUAGAUGGUAACAUACUAAUAGUGUGUGUUAGUCACUGCUGUGUUAAGGAGGCAGGUGCAAAGCCACCAUACACGCCCCUAAGUUCAGUUGAGUGGAGGACACACAUAUAAAUAAGGGGGACAUUUCUAAAAGAAGUGUGUCCAGAAUGCAAUUUGGGCUCAGGAAGGAGGGGAAGGUUAGAGCAGACUUCAGAGAAGUAACCAACGAGGAGAGGUUCCUGCUAGUAGCUGGUGGCCAUGUGUUGUAUGGGUAGGGAAGAAUGGGAGGGGAAGUAGCCUGUUGAUUGCUUCUCCCUUUCCCCUACAGGAAUUUUUCACGGACAACCUAUGGGGCACACUCCCUUGCUCGUGGCAGGAAGCACUGGAUGGACUGAACCCGCCACAGCUGGCCACGCUGCUGCUGGGGAUGCCCAGAGAAGGGGAAGUGGCCAGUCCACAGCCUAUGCCCUGGCCUUUACCCGGACGCCUGGGUUUCAGACCCCCUCAGAGUUCCUGGAGAAUCCCAGCCAGAGUUCCCGGCUGACAGCUCCAUUCCGGAAACAUGUCAGGCCCAAGAAGCAGCAUGAGAUUCGGAGGCUGGGAGAGUUGGUGAAGAAGCUGAGUGACCUCACAGGCUGCACCCAGGUUGUGGAUGUAGGCUCAGGCCAGGGCCAUCUCUCCCGCUUCAUGUCCCUGGGGCUGGGGCUGACGGUAAAGAGCAUUGAAGGGGAUCAGAGACUGGUGGAGAGAGCCCAGCGCCUAGACCAGGAGCUCCUACAGACUCUGGAGAAAGAGGAGAAGAGGAACCCAAAGGUGGUCCACACUGGCCCUCGUCACCCCCCACACCACGUAGUUAGGUGGGUAGACCCCACGGCCCUGUGCGAGGAGCUCCUGCUUCCACUGGAGACCUCACCUCAGAGCGGGGCCCGCCUGCUGCUGACGGGCCUCCACGCCUGUGGGGACCUGAGUGUCGCCUUGCUGAGGCACUUCUCCUGCUGCCCCGAGGUGGUGGCCCUGGCUUCAGUGGGCUGCUGCUACAUGAAGCUGAGUGACCCUGGCGGCUACCCACUGAGUCAGUGGGUGGCCGGGCUGCCCGGCUGUGAACUGCCCUACAGGCUUCGGGAGGGGGCCUGCCAUGCCCUGGAGGAAUAUGCUGAGCGGCUACAGAAAGCAGGCCCCAGCCUCCGAACCCACUGCUAUCGCGCAGCACUGGAGACCGUCAUCCGGGGUGCCCAGCCUGAGCUCCGGCGGCCAGGCGUGCAGGGGAUUCCCAGGGUCCACGAGCUCAAGAUUGAAGAAUACGUGCAGCGGGGGCUACAGCGGGUGGGGCUGGACCCCCACCUGCCACUGAAUGUGGCUGCCCUUCGAGCUCACCAGGCCCAAGAGAACCGUGUAGUGGCCUUCUUCAGCCUAGCCCUACUGCUGGCCCCACUGGUGGAGACUCUGAUUCUACUGGACCGGCUGCUCUACCUUCAGGAGCAAGGCUUCCACGCUGAGCUCCUGCCAAUCUUCAGUCCUGAACUCUCUCCAAGAAACCUGGUUCUGGUGGCCACCAAAGGGCCUCUAGGUGAGGCCUUCUCUCUUCUGGAGACUGAAGAUAGCUGACGCAGCCAGAGGAAGGGCGCAUCUCAGACCCCAUCUGAAACUGCCAGGCACCACGAUGGGAGGCAGUCUUCGCCACCUCAGCCAGAGAACCAGCAUCCUGCAUCCUCCCUGGCAUCUGGGUUCCCUACAAACCAGCGUCAUACCCUUUCUCUCCCUGUGUAUGUUAUAUAAUAUUAUGCAGAAGUUUAUUUUCAACUUAUUAAAAAAUUGAAAUCUG
Odocoileus virginianus texanus is the source of this 2514-nucleotide messenger RNA. RefSeq names its product methyltransferase like 25B (gene METTL25B). Gene Ontology annotation, biological process: rRNA modification. Lineage: Eukaryota; Metazoa; Chordata; Mammalia; Artiodactyla; Cervidae. Gene Ontology annotation, molecular function: rRNA (adenine-N6,N6-)-dimethyltransferase activity. The record is from RefSeq and is a predicted model, not a curated record.